Messenger RNA from Linepithema humile (Argentine ant), 2245 nucleotides. Its product is annotated as G-protein coupled receptor dmsr-1. Gene Ontology annotation, cellular component: plasma membrane. NCBI's taxonomy places the organism in Eukaryota, Metazoa, Arthropoda, Insecta, Hymenoptera, Formicidae. The record is from RefSeq and is a predicted model, not a curated record. Gene Ontology annotation, biological process: G protein-coupled receptor signaling pathway. Gene Ontology annotation, molecular function: G protein-coupled peptide receptor activity.
CAAUAAUUCAGCGUGAAUAGACGCACAAACACCAUUAUAGACCAUCGACGUCCUGCGCGCAGGCUCUUUCAGAAGGUGGAGAGGAAAACGUCGAGAGGGAGUAAAGGAUGCUCGUGAAUUUUCGCCAGUAGCAUUGCCAGCAGCGUGACUAACCACCGGCCAGCUCCACUUGCUCCUCGUGGUAGUGUGUGCCUCGUUGUGGUAACCUGUUGCCGAAACAAAUCAAUGCAAAUAAAUGCUACGGUAUCGUUCGAUUGAUUCUACAUGUGUCGUAAGUGUCGCGCGCGUACGUGUGUACGUAUAAGACAAUUCGAGCAAUCUCCGGUUUCUAUACCCGCAGAUGCACAGAAAUAUAGAUAUACAACUUCCAUCCGUGAGACCGUUCCUUUCUUUUCUGCGGACUUUUAAUUUCUUUUGUCAAAAGAGCGAAAAAAGAGAAACUCGCGUAAAGAGAGAUAUAAAACCGGAACUGUCGCAGCAGCGGAAACAAAAUUCGUAAAGCGCUCGUCGUAAUUUAAUUAAAUUCCGGGCAGAUAUAAACGAGUGUCACACGUGCAUCCGAUGCUAAACGGAAAGCUAACGCCUUUAUUCCUCUUCUCUAUUUCGCGACAAUCCCACUAAUUGAUGAAAAAUUGAUAAAUGCACGAUCGACUCGCCGAUCGCAAUCGGCGGAACAUAAUUAAUUGCGAAUUACGGAUAAUUUCAAUGUCAAGUAGAACGGUAAUCAUGCGAUUUGUCUUGAUAGCCGAUAACUAAUCGCGUUAUAUCAAAGAUGCGAAUAUUGUGAAAAUAACGGAAAGAAAUGCGCGUCGUUGCGCUUGUGAACACUUGCAAUCGAACGUAAUCGAACACGUACCUCCAAAAUUGUCGCUCAGCAAAAUGUCAUACAAUUUUACUUACACUUACAUUUUGGAGCAACUGAAUUUGACCAACGAGGAAAUCGAUUGCAUCAAAAGUCUCGGCCUGAAUAAUCUAACGAUAAGUGAUUGCAACGGAAUCGAGAAUCCUGAUAGUCCAAUUCCCGGAAAUGGGAAUAGCGACGGAAGCGGUACAGAGUCCUGUUACUGCGACAGCGUGAUUCGCGAUCUGGCGACAAAGUACAAAAAUUAUCACGGCUACGUUUCGCUGAUCGUAUGCGUUUUCGGCACGAUCACCAAUGUGUUGAAUAUCAUCGUGCUCACCAGAAAAGACACGAGAGCGGCGCCCAUAAAUCGUAUCCUGACGGGGCUGGCCACGACGGAUGUGUUAGUGAUGCUGGAAUACAUUCCCUUCGCGAUUUACACAUACUUCGUGUUGCCGGAACGCCGGAUAUUCCCGUACGAACUGGCCGUGUUCGUACUGUUUCACAUGCACUUCACGCAACUUUUUCACACAAUCAGUAUAGCCCUCACGCUCACUCUCGCCGUUUGGAGAUACAUCGCCAUCAGAUUUCCACAGUACAGUCACACCUGGUGUACCGGGAGACGCUGCACCACAGCACUGUUCUGCAGUUUUCUCGUUCCGUCCCUCGCCUGCGUCCCUAGCUAUUUCGUAUUCGAAAUAAAAGGACAGAUCGUUUAUGAGAAAGGCGCCAUGGAAAUACUAUACUACGUAGAUGCUAAUUAUUCCGCCAGCAAAGGAUUCUUGUACCAAUUAAAUUUCUGGGUACUCGGCGUGGUAGUUAAACUUCUGCCGUGCGUCCUUCUCACUGUCAUCAUCUGUUGGCUGAUAAAGGCCCUUUACAGGAUGAAGGGUAGAAAGCAAAUUUUGAAGAGCUACAAUCAUUGCGCUGUCAAGCCUACUUCAUCAGUCGGAACCUGCGGUCUGAAUUACAAUGGAUCGUUUCAGGAUAAGAAGGAUGAGUACCCGCGAAGGGUGAGCAAAUUUGAUAAACGAACUGACCGAACGACGAGGAUGCUGGUAGUGGUGCUGCUGCUAUUUCUCAUGACGGAGAUUCCUCAAGGGGUCCUGGGACUGCUUUCCGCGGUCUUAGGCAAUUGUUUCUUCCGAAAUUGUUAUCACAAACUUGGAGAAGUAAUGGAUAUUUUAGCGCUACUGAAUGGUAGUAUAAAUUUUAUCCUGUAUUGCUCUAUGUCGAGACAAUUUCGCAUGAUUUUCGGCCAAUUGUUCAAACCGAAAAUCAUGAAAAAAUGGCCAAUAAGCCAACAGCACCAACAUCAUACCGAAGUGCAAAGUACAUACGUUUAAUAGAGAAUUCACAAAAGAAGUCUUAUGCAAUAAAAUUACUAAAGUCUAUUUUUAAAAU